CCCCUGAUCACGCAGAUGCAUACCUACCUCCCUUAUGCAUUUGCGCAAACCAGGGGUAGUUUACCCCGAAGAUUCAUGUAUUAUAACGAGCUUACGAAAGAUUCAUUAUUUCUUUUAUUGCUAACCUUCAUUGAUGUCCCAAAAUUCAAUGUCUGUUGUCAACGUUGCAUCCAAACACGAACUUUUAUUGUUUGAACUAGAGUCUACAGAUGCAGGCAAUAUCGGUCUGGUCAUCAGAGCCAUUUACGAUGGACAGGAACAUCAACAGUUCAUGGAAAAGCUCGACGAUAGGGUAAAGAGCCAUGACAAAGAUAUCGAGCGCAUGUGCAACCAUCAUUACCAAGGGUUUAUUGACUCUAUUAGGGAGUUGCUGCAAGUUCGGUCUCAAGCGCAGCAGUUGAAUAAUGAAGUACUGGAACUCGAUAAACGGAUCAUGGAUACAGCAGCUGGAGUUAUGGCGAAAGGAGAGGAACUAGUAAAAGCUAGAAAAGUGGAAAAUAAUAUGGCUGCUGCGGUCGACAGUCUUACCAUGUGCCUUCCCGUUCUUGCUGCUUAUGCAAAACUCCAAAGACAGAUGAAAGAUAAACGAUAUUAUCCAGCGCUUAAGACUCUUGAACAACUCGAGCAUCACGAUCUACCUAAAAUUACCAAUUACCGAUUCUCUUCCCAAAUUACUCAACAAAUAUCAGUGCUACGUGAAAAUAUAAAAGAUGCAUCUAUGUCAGAUUUGCGAGAUUUUCUGGAAAAUAUUAGAAAAUAUUCUCCCAAAAUUGGAGAAGUCGCCAUGAAACACACCGCUGAACAGCUUGUCAGUGAAGCCGAAAUUAUUGGGCGAAAAAAGAAACGGCAAGCUACUCCACAGCCAAAUAUUUUAGCAGGUGAUACAGAGGAGGAACUCAGCGCUCAAGAUCUCAUGGACUUUAGCCCAGUCUAUCGUUGCAUGCAUAUUUAUACGGUACUGCGUGAAAGCGAUACUUUUAAGGCUUAUUACAGGCAACAACGAAAGCAACAGGCCAGACUUGUUCUGCAGCCCCCAAAUAACAUGCACGAGAGUAUAGUUGGUUAUCAAUCUUAUAUUCACGGUAUUCUGGGAUUUUUUGUCGUUGAAGAUCAUAUUCUGAAUACAGGAAAUGGAUUGGCGACCCGAUCUUAUCUGGAAGAAGUUUGGUCCAUGGCAAUCUCCAAGAUCGUAAAUGCUUUGAGGACGAAUUCCGCCUAUUGCACAGAUGCCACACUCAUUUUAAAAAUUAAAAAUUUGUUAAUGUUGUUCAACACUACGUUGAGGAACUACGGUUACCCUGUCAGUCAACUUUGGGAAUUACUGCAAGAGAUAAGAGUUCAUUACAACGAAGUUCUGAUGCAGCACUGGGUUCAAGUGUUUAGGGAUAUUUUGGACGAAGACAAUUUUCUACCAAUUCAAGUUUCGUCACAAGCAGAAUAUGACCAUGUACUUGGAUCAUUCCCGUAUCAUGACGAAGCGCUGCAAAAAGCAGAGUUUCCAAAGAGAUUCCCAUUUUCCGCAAUGGUACCGAAAGUAUAUCAACAAGUCAAAGAAUUUAUAUACGCCUGUCUAAAAUUCUCCGAGGAUUUGAAUCUCACCCAAACCGAAGUUGACGAAAUGAUUCGCAAAUCUACCAAUUUAUUACUCACCCGAACCUUCAGUGGUUGCCUUUCCUCACUAUUCCGAAAGCCAUCGUUAGCUCUGCUUCAAGUAGUACAGAUUAUAAUAAAUACUGGCUAUCUUGAAAACUCCACCAAAUACCUGGAGGAAUUUGUUUCCAACAUAACAGGAACGCCUCAUGAGGGUCAAUUAAGCUGUGGCGGGGUUCAGUCAGCGAUGUUUAGAGUUGCGAGAGAGGAUGCAGAGCGACAAAUAUGUGAUAAACUGAAGCGAAAGCUGGAUGAAUUUUUAGAGUUGGAAAAUUACGAUUGGAAUCUAGCCGAGCCUCAAGGACAUGCGUCGAGUUUUAUAACAGAUCUCAUAGCGUUUUUGCAGAGUAUUUUCAUGUGCUUUACGAAUCUGCCUGAAGAGGUUGCGCAAGUUGCGUGUAAAUCAGCAUGCUUGCACAUAGCUAAAUCCAUUCAAGAAAUUCUGAUUAGCGACGACGUAAAACAAAUCUCCAUGGGUGCGCUGCAGCAAGUUAAUUUAGAUACCAUCCAAUGCGAACAAUUUGCGGCAUCCGAGCCAGUUGUGGGAUUACCAGAGGGAGUAUUGCUCCAGUAUUUCGCUGAGCUGAGACAGUUGUUGGAUCUGUUCAUGAGCUUGGAUUGGCCUACUUAUUUUCACGAUUACGGGCACGAGUCUAGUAAAUACAACUUGGUUACGCCAAACACAGCCUUGAUACUGCUCGAAAAACUGAGGGAAUCUGAUAAAAAGACAGUAUUCUCUGUAUUAAAGAAAAGCGAACGCGAUAAGAAGAAACUUUUGGAAACCGUGCUGAAGCAGUUGAGACAGCUGGCACAGACUACGCAACAGUAAAAAAUUACAUCCACUUUUUGUCGCGCAAAAUAGACCACGCUAAAAACUGAUUUGUGAAUCGCAUUGAUUUCAUGCUACUGAAUCGAGCAAUAAGAUAAUCAGGUAGGUAUUGUUCCUAAGUAGUCAAGAUUACAUUCUAUAAGUUCUCUUAUAUCAAAACAACAAUCUUUAUCAGUUAAUAUGUUGAAUAUAUUUUUAAACUCGUUAUAAGCAAUUUUAACUUUGGUUACAUAUUCAGUGAAUUAUAGCGUGAUGCGUUCGAGCCGAAACCAAUGACAAAUGUAAAAUAAAAUUAAAUAUAUUUUUUCGCUCAUCCAAUCACAAUUUCACGCGAUUCGUCCCCUUCGUACCAAUUCGAUAUAAAUUCUCUGUCGCGAUAGUAUGCCUAAAAUCUCACGGAAGAAUUUACAAAGUAAUUAAGAGAAUAUACAAUCUGUUUUAUUGUAUCUUGCAAUUACAAGAGUCAAACUUCCUCAAACAAUCACGCGUUAGACGUAAUCAAGUUUGCAAAGGUGAUAAAACUAUCUUCAUUCACCUCGAGAGCUGGUAGCCCAAACCUUUCAAACUUUCUUUGAUCGCGGCAGCUUUUUCGGCAGAAGCGGGGCUUAAUGGGGCUCUAGGAGGUCCCAUGUCGAACGGUGUUAGAAGUGCCAUUGCGACUUUCAUGGUCUCGACAAAAUGACCUGAAAGCAUUGAACAAUUUCAAUUAUCUACAUAGUUACGUCAUCAUUCGUUGCCACAAUGUAAUUUUGUCACGUCAAUUACCAUGUUGGAUAACGGCAGCUAUGGAUUUUGCCACAGUUUGCUGUAUUUCUUGGGCUUUUUUCCAGUCUCCUGAUUUACUGGCUUUCUGUAUAUCGACUAAUUGAUCACCAAAAACAUUUAGCGUCCCCGCUAUUGCGGAGUCGUGUCCCAGGACAAAGGCACCUGCUAACGUCUGAAA
Messenger RNA from Diprion similis, 3422 nucleotides. RefSeq names its product exocyst complex component 6 (gene Sec15). The record is from RefSeq and is a predicted model, not a curated record. The coding region runs from base 134 to 2479 and encodes 781 amino acids. Gene Ontology annotation, biological process: intracellular protein transport; Golgi to plasma membrane transport; exocytosis. NCBI's taxonomy places the organism in Eukaryota, Metazoa, Arthropoda, Insecta, Hymenoptera, Diprionidae. Gene Ontology annotation, cellular component: exocyst; membrane. The transcript has 13 exons.